ACAAAGGAACAUGAAGAAGCAUUCCAAAAAUUAAAAGAAAAACUCAUUGAUGCGCCUGUAUUAUUGUACUCAAAUUUCAAAAACAAGUUUAUUCUCGCUACUGAUGCAUCAAAACUUGGACUAGAUGCUAUUCUUUCACAACUCGACCCUGAUGAAAAUGAACGACCUAUAGCAUAUGCAAGCAGAGAAUUAUCACCCGCCGAACAAAACUAUGCCGCUCACGAGAUGGAAUGCUUAGCCAUCAUAUGA
Molecule: messenger RNA, 249 nt
Organism: Ambispora gerdemannii
Lineage: Eukaryota; Fungi; Glomeromycota; Glomeromycetes; Archaeosporales; Ambisporaceae
Source: the annotation of a GenBank genome assembly